Megalobrama amblycephala (Wuchang bream) is the source of this 1353-nucleotide messenger RNA. It is a transcript of the gene nfkbil1, whose product is annotated as nuclear factor of kappa light polypeptide gene enhancer in B-cells inhibitor-like 1. Bases 175 to 1254 code for a protein of 359 amino acids. The transcript has 4 exons. NCBI's taxonomy places the organism in Eukaryota, Metazoa, Chordata, Actinopteri, Cypriniformes, Xenocyprididae. The record is from RefSeq and is a predicted model, not a curated record. Gene Ontology annotation, biological process: canonical NF-kappaB signal transduction. Gene Ontology annotation, molecular function: protein binding.
CUCCGGAAUGAUUUCGCAGACGUACUGCAGUGGUGUCGUGUAACGUUUGUUGAUGUCCGUAAUUAAACCAUUGACAGGACAUCUCAUGAUCAAAUGUGGCAUUAAAUACAUACAUAUAAUCCAUGGUUCAUAGCGAUAAUGUUAUCCAGAUCUUAAUAUCUGCAUGUAGUCCCGAUGGUGAAAGGAAAGCAGAGAAGAGUUUUGCGCUAUGUGGAGGAGGGGAGUCUGAUGAAGUUAAAGUCAUUCCUUCGUAAACACAAAGAUCUGGAGCUGAACUUCACCCAGGGGAAGAAGCACAGAGGUCCUUUACACAUUGCCUGUUCUCACGGGGAUGAUGCAAUUCUCAGACUGCUGCUAAAACAUGGAGCAGAUCCCCUGCAAACCGACCGGAAAGGAGAGACACCUCUACAUCUGGCAGCAAAAAGAGCCCUCAAACAUGGCAAAAGAGCUUAUGGUGACCUGUUGGUGCCACUACGAAAAAACUGUCCAGAAGCCAUGGAUAUUGCCAAUAAAGCAGGAGUGACUCCUCAUGACCUCCUCCAGUGGAUGAAGCCUGAGCAGGGGAACGUCAAAAAUGAAUCCUCGUAUGUUGAUCCAGAGCAACAAUGGAGAGAGAAGCUGUUAGGCGAAUGCCAGGAUGAGUUUUUUGAGACAUUCGGACAGUAUGAUGGUGAUUUCUUAUGGGAUGAGAAAGAUGAGGAAGACUUUGGAAACUGGGCGGAUCGGAUCAGGCGAGAGUAUUUUACUAAGCAAAGGGCCAGAGAACAGAGACAAGCGGCUUCCUUAGGACACAAGAAGUCAAAGGGGCGGAAGGAGACGGAGGAAGAUGAGAAGAGCCGUAGGGAGCUGAGAGCCCGUCUGGAGAGGGAGCACGAGGAGUACCUGCAGCGUGCCGCUCGUAAGGAGGAGGAGACACGGCAGGGAAGGAAGAAACGCUAUGAGGAGCGCUGUGCCGCCACAUUUCACGGCUCCUCCAGCAAGGGACCUGAAGGACUGCUGGGAUAUGAUGACAUCCCGUGGCCUGCUCCCCGCGGGUCGCUGGAGGACAUGGUGGCCGUUAUGUUGCACGGUGCUGACCGAUCUGAUUUAUCCACUUUCCGAAAGGUGCUCCGUCGGCAGCAGGCCCUCUGGCACCCGGACAAGUUUUUCCAGCGAUGUGGAGGCCGUCUGGUGGACUCUGAUAGACAGAGGAUCCUCGACACAGUCACUGGACUCUCACAGGAGCUCAACAGACUCGCACAAAACCUCAGAUGACAUUGAUUCUAUGCUUUGAAUUAGUUUCAUUUUCAAGCUUUUAUGUGCUUAACACACCUUUUGAACAUUCAAAUAAAAAUAAAUUCUAUCUUAACCUAA